Molecule: messenger RNA, 925 nt
Organism: Effrenium voratum
Lineage: Eukaryota; Dinophyceae; Suessiales; Symbiodiniaceae
Source: the annotation of a GenBank genome assembly
AAGCGCGCAUCGCGGUAUGGCUCAAGCUUGAGUUCAUGCUUGCACCCGAUCUGGGGAGGCAUGGCCGAGACCAUUGCCUUUCUGGGCGUGGCGCGAAUACAAGACCAGGCAAUCCUGGCAACUUGCUAUGAGAAGAGUGUCUUGAAUGAGGAGAAGAAAAACUACGAGGGGGCGCUGGCCUCAGCGCUGGAGCGCGCGAAGUCCGCGUACCCGGGAUGGAGGGAUCGUGCGAGCUGCGAUGAGGGCGUCCUCUAUACUUUUGCUGAUCCCCAGGCUUUGUGCCUCCUUGCAGUUGGCAUUCGAGAUGCCCAGUACCCCGAACGAGUGGCUGUUCAGCUACUGCGAGAGAUGGCGGACAAGGUGCGAAACUCUCAGGGUGAUGAACUCCUCCUGGAAGCCAAAUCCGGCUCCUUGUCCAAGCCCUUGCGGAAGCUGAUGAUGGACACCAUGAGGACCUACAAUGAUGCAGGCGCCCAGGACAAAACUACAGAGGUCCGUGAAAAGGUGGACCAGUUGAAGGGCAUCAUGCAGGACAACGUGAAAAAGAUCCUCGAGACGCACGUGACUUUAGAGUCUUUGGAGAACUCCAGUUCUUCAAUGAGCUCUCAGGCCAACAAGUUCCUGAAGCAAAGUGUGGACCUACGACGACAGGUGCCGAAGCAUCAACUACAUGACUGUGGAUUCUGACGUUUAUCAUGCGGCUUUCGGUGACUCAGCUGCUCAUGCUCAGAUCCAGUUCCGCAAUCUGAAGAUCAAAGCGCUCUGCGGCACAUGUGCUGUGGCGUUGGUGUUGUACAUUAUUGUGCCCUUCAUCAGCUGAGCACCCGCCCAACCACCCAAAACUGCAGUUUCAGUGCUAUGUCCAGGUCUUGAAAUGUCUGGGACGUUCGAAGAACGUUGCUUGAAAUGCCGCGGCGAGUUGGGC